UUAGGCAGAUGCUGGACUUGGAACGAGUCAGCAAGAGACAGAGAACGGAGGAAUAAGAGCAGACGUGUUUCGCUUAGUUGAUGAACUUAACUGAGGUACUUGGAAGCAGAAGACAAUAAGAAUCUGUCCAUUAUGUCCACCGAAGAUUUCAAGGCAGAGGUGAAAGCAGGGAACCUUGCCAGAGCUGUUUCCAUAGCCCAGGAGAUCAUGAAUCGCAGAUUUGCCGUUGCUGUCAUUGGAAUGUUGGGCUCUGGUGUAUCAUCCUUUAUCAAUGCAAUCAAGGAUCUGAAGAAUUAUGAUGCAGGAGCUGCCCAAAUUGCAUUGGUGGGGAAAAGGACAAACAGAUCACCUACCUCCUACAGACAUCCUACAGACCUUAACUUGUACUUUUGUGACAUGCCAGAGAUCUCAUGUUCAGAUUUUAAAGCAGACAAGUAUCUUGAGCAGGUAGGCUUUGACCCAUAUGACUUUUUCAUCAUAAUUGCCUCUGAGCGUUUCAUAAACGUCCAUACUGAACUCGCUAAGGAAAUUCAGAGAAGGGGAAAAAGCUUUUUCUUUGUACGCUCCAAAGUGGACAAUGUGUUAGCUGAAAUGGCUGAGGAGAGCGACCUGCGAAGGAUCCGAGAGGAGUGCACAGAGCGCCUGCGAAUAGCAGGUCUGACUGACCACCAGGUUUUUCUCAUAUCCAGCAGUAGACUUUCCUGUUAUGAUUUUCCCCUCCUGAAAGAAACUUUAUCAAACAAAAUCUUAAGUCAGGAGAGAGAGAAAUUACUGGACAUCUCACAGUCCACUCUGCAAGAGAAAAAAAAAGAAAAAUUGAUGCCUGCAAUUGGAAAAAGCAUCCAGGCAGGUGGGGUUGCUACUGCUGUUUGGCUGGCUCCCUUUGAUAAUUAUGAUGCUGACAUCGUGAUAGAUAUCGUAAAAGGCUAUUACAAAGAUUAUGGCCUGGAUGACGACUCCCUCUCUACUCUCGCUGGGCACGCUGGGCAGGAUGUCAAAGAUCUGAAGGCUGUGAUGACAUGUCCACAGGCCUCAGAAAUAACAACCAAUUAUAUAAGUGAUAUACUGAUUAAAUAUACUCCUAUAGAGAGUAAAGUUCUCCGGCGGGUACCAGUGCUAGGUGGAGCUUUUUGUAUGGCAAGAACAGGUGGUGUGAUGCUCCGCUUUUUGAAUGAACUAACUGAAAAUACCAACAGCGUUCUCAGAAAGGCUUUGGAGGGAAAAGGGAGAAAGUCAGAGUAACCUAACAAAAAAUUCAAUUCACUUGUUGUGCAAGAAAGACCUAGAACCAGAUUCUGAUCUUGGUUUCAUCAGUGCGAAGCCAGUGGACUCCAAUGAAAUCAACAGAACUGGAUUUACCCUGGGAUCAUUGACAGCAGAAUUUGGUCCCUGUUCUCUGAUGGCGAGAUUGUAGAUAAAUCUCUGCAUUAAGCAUCUUCACAUAACUUUCAUAUGACUUUGUAUUAAGUCCUUUGAUAUAGAAACUUUGUGUUAAGCCUUGGUAUAAUGUUAUAGCCCCUAAGGAUAGUUAAGGUAGAAGAGAAAUGUCUUUUUGCUAGGAGUAGAAUAAGAUCUUCCCCCCUUUU
Trachemys scripta elegans is the source of this 1586-nucleotide messenger RNA. Its product is annotated as interferon-inducible GTPase 5-like. Gene Ontology annotation, molecular function: GTP binding. Bases 133 to 1242 code for a protein of 369 amino acids. Gene Ontology annotation, cellular component: membrane. The transcript has 2 exons. NCBI's taxonomy places the organism in Eukaryota, Metazoa, Chordata, Testudines, Emydidae. The record is from RefSeq and is a predicted model, not a curated record.